AUGGACAGGGAUUCACUUGACUCACGUAGAUCGUCAGACUUCUAUAUUCCUCCAAUCAAAACCCACUUCCCACUAACAUUAUCUCCAAUUCAACAAGCAAGAUCAGUCUCCCAGCAACUCUCACCAGCACCCAACCGAGGAUCAAUUCCUUCAGGAGAGAAUGAAAGACGUUCUUUUCAGCAACGCCCAUCGACUCCCGGACCCCUUCCACCAGUCGAGCUUUCAAGACAAAACGCUGCGCGUCGUCCCCAGAGACCCCGAGGAACACUUCCCAGCAACCCCCACCAACGCCGAGAACACCCCAAGGGCCCUUCCCCCAAGGACAGCCCGCAAAUCUUUCGUAUGAAGAACUCCCACGACCGGCUAGCGACACUGGAGGAUCAUUAUCCACAGGACGGAUGGUAUUGCCUUUCUCUGGACAAUCACCAUCAACACCCGGAAGCUCUCGAGAGCCAUUGUGUUCAGGUCAGUAAGCAGAGCCCUCCUCCACUAGAUGCAAAUGUACUCUCCGAACAACUCGAAAGAAGAACUGUCCCGCGCACUCAACCCCAUAUCACUCCACAAAGCUCUAGCUUUCCAAGGCUUGCACCCCAAUCUGCAGAGAUCUUCUCUGUCUCUGAUGAAGACCAAGGACAGAACUCAUCAUUCCAAGGAAAUAGCGAGCAAGAUAGUCACCUUCGUCGAAACUAUUUCUCGGAUGGCCAGCGGGGAAUCAGCCGGCCGGAAAGUGAUCAACAGAGACACAGUCAGUAUAGAAACAGCCAGCAAGGAAAUUCGGGAGGAAGCAACUCGCGGGGAAACUAUGUGACCGAGAGUGAGGGAGGAACUCAUCCGCAGAGAAACUCUACGAAGCAGGCCCAGCGAAGAAGCAGCCACCAGUGGAGCAGUCAGCCCGAAGGUCAAUUGCGGACAGGUAACCCGGGGGGAAAUAACCAGCAAAACCGCGGCACUAACCAGCCUUAUGUCAAUGUGCACAGAAACAACCAACUUGGAACUGUCCAGCAUGGAAUUAAUUCGUGGGGAAGUGACCAGCAGAGAAACAAUCCGCGGGGAAGUGAUCAGGAUCCAGAGAGCACUGACCAGAUGUCUUUCAGACAGCAGAGAGACAGUCAGCAGGGAAGAUGUCAACAAGGAAGUGAUAAUCUAGGAAGUAAACGGUGGAGUAAUCCGUUUGGCAGAAAGUGA
Messenger RNA from Glarea lozoyensis ATCC 20868, 1185 nucleotides. RefSeq lists its product as uncharacterized. The record is from RefSeq and is a predicted model, not a curated record. The transcript is spliced from 2 exons. Bases 1 to 1185 code for a protein of 394 amino acids. Lineage: Eukaryota; Fungi; Ascomycota; Leotiomycetes; Helotiales; Helotiaceae.